AUGUCGACUCUCGAGGAGCUCGAUGAUCUCGACCGCCGAGACAAGGAGGAGAAGAAGAGAGAUGGCGACGACAAGAAAGAGAAGAAGCCUACUGAUGGCGACGCCGACAUGCAAGAUGCAGAGGAGGAGGAGGAGGACGAUAUCCUUGACGAUGAGAUCCUGGGGCUGAGCACACAAGACAUUCAAACCCGCAAGCGCUUGCUAGAGAACGAUUCUCGCAUCAUGAAGAGCGAGUUCUCGCGGUUAUCACACGAGAAGGCCGCCAUGGGUGAGAAGAUCAAAGAGAACCAGGACAAGAUUGCCAACAACAGACAACUCCCGUACCUCGUCGGCAACGUCGUUGAGCUGCUUGACCUGGACCCUACGGCCGAAUCAUCAGAAGAGGGUGCCAACAUUGACCUGGAUGCCACUCGAGUUGGAAAAUCAGCUGUCAUCAAGACGUCCACACGACAAACAAUCUUUCUCCCUUUGAUUGGCCUGGUCGAUGCCGAUAACUUGAAGCCUGGCGACCUCAUUGGUGUGAACAAGGAUUCGUAUCUUAUUCUCGAUACGCUCCCGGCCGAGUACGACAGCCGCGUCAAGGCUAUGGAGGUGGAUGAGAAACCCACAGAACAGUACACUGAUGUUGGUGGACUGGAUAAGCAGAUUGAAGAGUUGGUGGAAGCAAUCGUGUGGCCCAUGAAGGAGGCUGAGCGCUUCAAGAAGAUUGGCAUCAAGGCCCCAAAAGGUGCACUGAUGUAUGGCCCCCCGGGUACAGGCAAGACUUUACUAGCACGAGCCUGUGCAGCACAGACGGACGCUACAUUCUUGAAGCUGGCAGGUCCUCAACUGGUCCAGAUGUUCAUAGGCGAUGGCGCCAAGCUCGUACGGGACUGUUUUGCGCUGGCUAAAGAAAAGGCUCCUGCGAUUAUUUUCAUCGACGAGUUGGAUGCGGUUGGUACCAAGCGCUUCGACAGUGAGAAGAGCGGCGACCGUGAAGUACAGCGAACCAUGUUGGAGCUACUGAACCAGCUCGAUGGUUUCGCCUCUGACGACCGAAUCAAGGUGUUGGCUGCAACAAACCGAGUCGAUGUUCUUGAUCCUGCGCUUCUACGAUCUGGCCGCCUCGAUCGCAAGAUUGAAUUCCCCCUGCCAAAUGAGGAGGCCCGCGCUCAGAUCUUGAAGAUCCAUUCCCGCAAGAUGAAGGUUGACCCCGGUGUCAAUUGGGGUGAGUUGGCCCGAAGCACGGAUGAGUUUGGAGGUGCCAUGUUGAAGGCUGUUUGUGUGGAGGCUGGUAUGAUUGCUUUGCGAUCAGGCAAGAACAAGAUUGGCCACGAGCAUUACGUUGACGCCAUUGCUGAGGUGCAGGCCAAGAAAAAGGACACCGUCAACUUCUACGCUUAA
Molecule: messenger RNA, 1383 nt
Organism: Fusarium tjaetaba
Lineage: Eukaryota; Fungi; Ascomycota; Sordariomycetes; Hypocreales; Nectriaceae
Product: 26S protease regulatory subunit 6A
Exons: 4
Coding region: 1-1383 (460 amino acids)
Biological process (GO): proteasome-mediated ubiquitin-dependent protein catabolic process
Cellular component (GO): proteasome regulatory particle, base subcomplex
Molecular function (GO): ATP binding; ATP hydrolysis activity; proteasome-activating activity
Source: RefSeq, a predicted model, not a curated record